GGCGUGGAGACCCGCCGGCCGCUGAGCAUGUCGGCGCGGGCGCGGAGCAGCUCAGAAGAUAAAAUAACAAUCCACUUUAUAAACCGUGAUGGUGAAACAUUAACAACCAAAAGAAAAGUUGGUGACCCUCUGCUAGAUGUUGUGGUUGAAAAUAAUCUAGAUAUUGAUGGUUUUGGUGAGUGUGAGGGAACCUUGGCUUGCUCCACUUGUCACCUCAUCUUCAAAGAGCACAUACUCAAGAAGUUAGAACCAGUCGCUGAUGAUGAGAAUGGCAUGCUUGAUCUGGCGUUUGGGCUAACAGAUCACGUUUGAGGUGCCAAAUCUGACAAGAUAAAUGGACAGUAUGACUUUCCGAGUACCUGACGCAGUGGCCGGUGCCAGACAGCCCAUUGACGUGGGCAGGAACUCCUAAACUAGAAUACAUAGGAUACUUUAAUGAAAUUUUACCUAUUGUUGUAAUUAUUAUUUCUUAAUAUAAGGAAAUGAGAACAUGGAUGAAUGCCUUUAUUAUUAGGACUAGCUUUAUUAGUUUAAUUCACCUUGUGU
Messenger RNA from Tupaia belangeri chinensis (Chinese tree shrew), 546 nucleotides. RefSeq names its product adrenodoxin, mitochondrial-like. NCBI's taxonomy places the organism in Eukaryota, Metazoa, Chordata, Mammalia, Scandentia, Tupaiidae. Gene Ontology annotation, molecular function: 2 iron, 2 sulfur cluster binding; electron transfer activity. Gene Ontology annotation, biological process: P450-containing electron transport chain. Gene Ontology annotation, cellular component: mitochondrion. The record is from RefSeq and is a predicted model, not a curated record. The transcript has a single exon. The coding region runs from base 28 to 312 and encodes 94 amino acids.